CUCAACACACAACCUACAAAGACUUGCACUGUAUGCUGAGGGAGAGCCAAGGAAAAUAUGUUUAUUCCGGGGGCGCUCUCUCGCCAGAAGAGGGCAUUCCGAUUCUUCCUGACAAAGUUGCCGUGAUACAUGCAGACGUGAUGUUAACUACUCAAACGCUUACACUUAUGCGCUUCUGGAAUUGAGGAGAGAAUAGGGGUGAAAGGGGGAAUGCUCAUCCUGCAUGAUUUUGGUUUGCUUACCGAGUAAAACUACCACAGACCCUUCGAAUUCUCCUGUGAUCAGGGUAAGCUUCUUUCGGGGGGAAUGUGAAUUCUCUGUCAGUCUUACUAUAAACAUUUUGACUCGCUUUUUACUGGGGAGAUCUGCUGAUAUUCAUACAGCCUCUUGGGGAAAUCGUUGUUUUUGCAUCAUGCCAUAAUGGAUGGAUGGAGGGUGAUGAGAACGUUUCGACUGGAAUCUUUAAACUUUGCUAUCACGCUUAUUUUGGAUUGUGAUAUAUGACUUGGAUGUGGCAUCGUUUCUCAGACGCGCUGUUAAUAUUGGACACCACGAUUUUACGCGGGAAUUAUGUGCAUGGAUAUGGUAGAAAACUAGAUCGGGAGACAUGUUCCAUGGUGAAACUACAUGCUUGACACACGGAUACCCCUCUGACUCGCUUAUAUUCCGGGGGCAGCGACGGGCAGGUGCGCGUUGGAAUCGGCGGCUGCGCGAAGCGACUGGGGUCCUGGACUAGAACCGUACCGUCUGAUGAGAGCGCGUGUCAUGCGGACUCAGCUGUCGCGCGCUGUAAGGCUUUAAAACCUGUGGACAGGAGCUGACAGAUAAGCUGAUAUGUCCUCUGCCAUGCGGCGCCGCUGGCUUAUGGUGCCUCUGCUCAUGCAGGUGUGGCUGGCAGCAUCUCCGUCCCUCAGCGAGCGUCCAUGCCCCAAGAGCUGUCGCUGCGAUGGGAAAAUUGUCUACUGUGAGUCCAGCGGUUUUCGCGAUGUGCCCAAGAACCUGUCAGGGGGCUGCCAAGGCCUGUCAUUACGCUACAACAGUCUGGUCAGUCUCAGAGCUGGACAGUUUGUGGGCCUCAACCAGCUCAUCUGGCUCUACUUAGACCACAACUACAUUGCCUCUGUAGACGUACUGGCCUUCCAAGGCGUCCGAAGGCUCAAGGAGCUGAUCCUGAGCUCAAACAAGAUCACAAUGCUCCACAAUACCACUUUCCACCCUGUACCCAACCUCCGCAACCUGGACCUGUCUUACAACAAACUGGCGUCUCUGCAGCCGGGCCAGUUCCAGGGCCUCCGCAAGCUCCUCAGCCUGCACAUGCGCUCCAACUCCUUGAAAAGCAUUCCUGUGCGUCUGUUCCAGGACUGCAGAAACCUGGAGUUCCUGGACCUGGGCUACAACCGCCUGCGCAGCAUCACACGCAACGCCUUCUCAGGCCUGCUGAAGCUGACCGAGCUGCACCUGGAGCACAACCAGUUCUCCAAGAUCAACUUCUCCCACUUCCCACGCCUCUACAACCUGCGGGCGCUAUACCUGCAGUGGAACCGCAUCCGCUCCAUGAGCCAGGGACUCACCUGGACCUGGACCUCCCUGCAGAAGCUGGACCUGUCUGGCAAUGAUCUGCAAGAGGUGGAUGCUACGGUCUACCAAUGCCUGCCCAACCUUCAAACACUCAAUAUGGAUUCCAACAAGCUGACCAACGUGUCCCAGGACACCGUGUCUGCCUGGAUCUCUCUGACCACCAUCAGCCUGGCGGGGAACGUGUGGGACUGUGGCCCUGUGGUCUGCCCACUGGUGGUCUGGCUGAGGAACUUCAAGGGGAACAAGGAGAACAACAUGAUCUGCGCUGCCCCCAAGGAAGCGCAGGGAGAGAAGGUCAUGGAUGCUGUUGACACCCACAGUGUGUGUCGGGAUAACGCAAUCACACCGCUCACGGCCAGCGCCCCACCCACACCAUCUAAUGACCCAGACCAGACAGAGCGCCGCCCAGUCUACCCCACACCACCCACGCAAGGUGGGAAGAGGGGGGAUGGAUCCAGAGGAGGCCCUACGUCUCCAGCUGUUACCUCGGUCGUGGCGCCACCACCUGAACAGUUUGAGCCUGUGUCCUUUCACAAGAUAGUGGCGGGGAGCGUUGCCCUGUUCUUGUCUGUGGUGAUGAUCCUGUUGGUGAUCUACGUUUCGUGGAAGCGCUAUCCUAGCAGUGUCAAGCAGCUGCAGGAGCACUCGGCCGCAGCUCGCAAGCGCCGGAAAAAAGCCAGAGAGACGGAGCGCACGCUGAGUUCCCCACUGCAGGAGUACUAUGUGGACUACAAGCCCACCAAUUCGGAGGCCAUGGACGUGCUUGUCAAUGGGACUGGCUCCUGCACCUACACCAUCUCAGGCUCCAGGGAAUGCGAGGCCCCGCACCAGAUGGGCGCCCUAACAUACUACCGGUAUGAGCAGCCUAUCGUGGACUACUGCCAAGCCCAUCAGCCCCUGCGGCUCAACAUGGGCUACGAGGGCCCCCCGCAGGGCUUGGAGGAGCUGGGGCCACGCGAGAGGGCCACCAUACAGACUGUAGCGCUGCCCACUGUGCCCUCUGCCACCAUGGGGGUGAGGGCCAGGCCCCGCUCACCGCCCUCUAUCCUCAGAGUCCCGUCCGAGGGCACCGGUGGUCCCUUCCCUCCCCCAGAGCGCACCACCACGCUCACCUUUGGACGCUAACAGCUGGAGCGAGAGGCUGUCAUUUGAGGCAGGGUGGGGAUGCCACAGAUCCACCAUGACUCUUGAAUAGAGGGCAAUGGAGCAGAGUGGUUCUUUGGGGCCUUUUUUAGCACAUUGGCAUGGGAAGCCACAAGGGGGCGGAGGUGAGGAGAAGAAAACAAAAAAUAUAUAAAUUUACAUGGCUAGAUGCCUUUGGCAUCUGGCACCCGGAAUGUGACCAUUAUGAAGGCUGAUGCAUCCUGGGAGUUCUGCUAUCAUCUCUCUUUAUAUUUUCAAACACUUCAAAGUGGCCCUCCUGCUCUCCUCCUCCUGGCUCUUGGGAAACUUGAAACGUGAUGCAACAUGCAUGACACGUUAACAUUAACAUCGCUUUGGUUACAGCUCUGGCCCAUACAGCGACAACAUUGUCGGGUGCCUGCACCAGGGAAUGGAUAAUGACAGUUCUUUCACGCUGUGUUUGGAGUGAAAAAGGAAUGUGCAAUAAACAAGGUUUCUGGAGGAAAAUGAAAUGAGGGAGAUAUAAAGAAAGAGAAACAUCAUGAUACAAAAUCAUGUUAACCAGAGCUCAAAGGCUUGCUGUUAUUCCCAUUAAAAUUGCCAGUCAGCGGUCAUAAUGCUAUCUAAUGGGAAUCAUUAUUUCAUUAAAAUGAGCUAAUUUUUUCUAAACAGGAGAAUGACGUGGCGAGGGAAAAGAAGUAGAGCAUUGUAUGAUUUCCAUGGAGGUCACAGUCUCAUACUAAGUUCUAUUCAUGUGCUCAUGUCAUACCAAAGAUGUGUUAUUUUAGAUGUACAUACUAGCAUUUGUUUUCUUUAUACUUUUUGUUUCUGAAAACAUCCAAACUGGUACACAUUAAAUACACGCUUUAGAUGGUUUACUUUUUAUAAAUGUACGUCUGCCACCUGUAUACAGAUAUGUACAACCAAACCACAUGAUAUCGUCUACGCAGGCUGCCGAGGCCUGUGUCUGUAAAUGGUUGAGGAGUCUACUCAGUUGGCCAAGUUGUCAUUACAAAAAGAUCAUUUGAUGUAGUCCAAUCUAUAGGAAAAAUAUAGGAAGCAUGUGUAAUGGCUUGUCAAGAUUUGGCAGCUGGCUGGAAUUGGCCCACCAUGUAUUAUACUCUCUAUGAUCUGGGGAAUUCAUGGGUUGAUAUCUAUCUCAUUAAAUUCCUUUAAAUGGAAUAGCUGGAAGUGAAGUAUUAGGGCAGAAUGAAGCUCUUUAAAAUGCCAAUGCUUUGCGAUGCUCAGUUUGAUCAAAUUGGGAAAAGCAGUUAACAAGGAUGUCUGCAGGACCUUCUAGUGACGUCAACUGAAGGUCGAAUCUCUUACCACCUGUAAAGGCCUAGCAAGCCAUUUUACAUAUUUGAUUUUUCAAAGCAAUGCUUAAUUUUCUUGUAACUGUUUGUGAGGUGACCGUUAGGUUGGUAUUCUGGUGGGUUGGUGAUGUACUGCUCCUGUGCUGCCCACUACUCCCUCAGAGACAGUGCAGACACAGAGCCCAGUGCCUCAUGGGGGCUUGUUGGACUGGCUGACACGUUGAUGUUCCUUCGACCUCCAGAUGAACUCACUGACUGUGGUGGACUGCCACUGGGGAUGGAUAUUGCCUGUUAACAACACAGCCAUUUGCCAGCCAGUGUGCCUGACAGUGUUCGGACUCUAACCAGAUGAAUGUGGACACUCUCUCUGUCACCCAUGGCCACUAUUGGACAUCCUUAACCAUUGAUUGAUGGAGUUGAUGAUGGACUUGAACAUUUGUUGUGGUUGCUUUCAACCGGCAUCCCCCACCCUCCUUACUCCCCAUGUCCAAAUAACAACAUGCUAUGGUCAUUUUUGUAUCUGUCUGGAUAAUUGUCUGUGGUCAUCACUGGCCUGCCACAGGAGAAGGUAAGGGCCGGGAUAUGGAUGAGAGAGGGAGGGGGGUAUGCUUUUGUGAUGUUUCUUGACCUGGGAGCAAAAGUGACACUUUUUGAGAUGAUCAAAGAUGUCAAGAAAUUCUAUAAAAUACUCAAUCAAAAGGACAAAAUCCAUCUGGACUUAUGUGUCUUGUAAAUAUAGAAAAAAGUUACAUAUUUCGCUUCUUCUGAAACACAAACUGCUUGUGGCCAGAAGAGGAGCCUUAUCCACAAACCAGUGUGAGGAAGGGAGUCUGUCCUGAAGAUGGCUUUAGGAGGGAGGUGAUGAUUCCCACCAUUUGCUCUGCUCUCCUUGUUUUAAUGAUGAAUAUGUUUCUAACUGCUCCCACAUCCCUCCAUCACAUCCCUCCAUCAUGUCCCUCCACCACGUCCCUCCACCACGUCACCAUUCUUGCAGAGAUAGUCUAUCACUGAGGUUAUUACUCAUUUCUGAUGGUCACACUCCCUACCAGAACCACACAUGACAGGGACAUUGGAAGCCCUAACAUAAGGAUUUGAAGUGUCAAUCAUUUGUAGUGUCUGGCCUGUAGUAGAGUAUUUUUCAUAGCAAGCUUCAAAUAAGCCGCUGUUACUAUUAUUAAUACUUCAUUCUCACCCCCGUUUUCUUUGUUACAUUCAUUCUUUCGACACAAGUUAUUUUGAAAAGUUUUUUGUUGUGCCAUGAUAUCUUUUUUUUCAUUUAAUAAUUGACCUCAAGGUUUUCUCAGAUAUGCCCCACAUAUUACAUAAAAACUGUCGGUUUACUCAAAAUGGUUUCUGACUGCAGUGCUGGUUUGAGUUUAAAUUGUAAUAAAUGUUGAGCAAAUGUCUUUACAAAUGGCACAUCUCACUCUCAGUUCUAUCAACGUCUUGCCUUACUCUUUAUACCUACCCUGCCCCCUGCCAUCAACCUGGCCUGGAUCUCAUAACUCCCCUGCCAUCUCCCUUUCGUGGAUCUCUUAACUCCCCUGCCCCCUGCCAUCUCCCUUUCCUAGAUGUCUUAACUCCCCUGCCCUCUGCCAUCUCCCUGGCCUGAAUCUGAUACCUCCCCUGCCCCCUGCCAUCUCCCUGGCCUGAAUCUGAUACCUCCCUGCCCCCUGCCAUCUCCCUGGCCUGGAUCUGAUACCUUCCCUGCUCCCUGCCAUCUCCCUGGCCUGAAUCUGAUACCUCCCUGCCCCCUGCCAUCUCCCUGGCCUGAAUCUGAUACCUCCCUGCCCCCUGCCAUCUCCCUGGCCUAAAUCUGAUACCUCCCUUCCCCCUGCCAUCUCCCUGGCCUGAAUCUGAUACCUCCCUGCCCCCUGCCAUCUCCCUGGCCUGAAUCUGAUACGUCCCUUCCCCCUGCCAUCUCCCUGGCCUGAAUCUGAUACCUCCCUGCCCCCUGCCAUCUCCCUGGCCUGAAUCUGAUACCUCCCUUCCCCCUGCCAUCUCCCUGGCCUGAAUCUGAUACCUCCCUGCCCCCUGCCAUCUCCCUGGCCUGAAUCUGAUACGUCCCUUCCCCCUGCCAUCUCCCUGGCCUGAAUCUGAUACCUCCCUGCCCCCUGCCAUCUCCCUGGCCUGAAUCUCAUGUCUUUCUUUGGUGACUUUGGUGAACCUGUUUUAUAACAUUCUAAUUAUUUCCCGCAUGCUGAAUAUUAGGGAAACCACAUCCUGAUAUGAGGGUGUGCACUGAACUAGAAACAGAAAGCAUGGAUAAUCUUUCCUGUUUGACAUGCCCUCGAACCACAAAGACAUGUUUUCACACACAUACACACACACACACACACACACACACACACACACACACACACACACACACACACACACACACACACACACACACACACACACACACACACACACACACACACACACACACACACACACACACACACACACACACACUGGUCACUUUGGUUUCUCUCAAGCAAGCUGUUCACUGAGCCCUCCAUAGCCAUUCCUCUCCAGAGUAGAUUGCUCUAGCACAAUGGGCCCUCCAUUAUCCAUGCAGUCUGUAUGCAUAUUGCAGAGAGAGAGGCUUUUGUUGGAUGAGGUUAUACCCCAGAGAGAGGCUUUCCUCUUCUAUCCUGGUAAUACGUUUCUAGACCAGUCUUCAUUAUUUAGUUUUCUUCAUUAAUAUGUUUCCUUGAGCAGUAAUCUCUUAACAGCAGUCCAACAAUGGUCAAAGCGAUUUCACCCCAAUAUGUAAUUGGAAGGUGAAAUUAACACAUUGUGAUCACAAUUAAAUUAGUGGCUAAUAAGUAACCGGUUUACCAUUAUCUACAUCCAUGAUCAGCACUCAUAAGGCCAUUGGAAUUAAAGGACCCUGCUGUCUUGCAUUAACCAGUCUUUUGGCCCAUUUUUCUUAUGCCGUACUGUACGGGGGCUUUCAGCACCGGGACUGAACUGCAGGAACAUCUGUGCUAGCCCAGCAAUGCCGACAGGCUUUGUUUUUUCCUCUGCUUUAUUUCUUUUGGGUUCUGUUUUCCCCUCUACCCCCACCCUCCGAGUCUGGGCUCAAAUCCCUGCUGGGAAUAGAUUUUGCUGAAGGGGGGCUGAAUGAAGGUCUGAAGUGUUGCAGGGAAGCCUUUCAUAUUUCCUUGUUUAUGCUCAGAGGAAUGGCUAAAUGCAAAUCGCUAGGGGGAAUGGGGAGGGGGGAAGAACAGAAAUUAAGGAAAGGGGUAAGAACAAGGGAAUUGUACUGUAUUUGGUUAAAACAAUGGUUACGCGUCCCAUGCACACCAGGGGAUGCUAUCCUAACACCUUGCUACACAUCUACAGUAAACAUGUAGGAGGCGGCACACAGUCACCUGCCUAUCUCCUAAAUCCUUCCACACCUUGGCUGUGUGCAGUCUUAUCACGCCUGGUGCACAUGGCUGAGGAUGCAGUGAGCGGUCUCAUCAUUGUACUCUGCAACUUCCCCACAGGGCCUAACAUCUGCUGCUGAUGUGCCAUGGCUUUUGUUGCCCAGGCUCUGUCACUGCUGGUGCACACCAAGUUUGUGGUGUCUUAAACCUGGCCCUUAUAUCUCACCAUGGCUCUGGGCUCUGCAGCACCUCAGCCUCCCUGCCAUCAACACAAAGCAUCCCCCAUCCAGUUCACCUGAGGCCAACCACAGAGCUUCAAUGGCUUCUAAGUGAUCAAUAGAUUUGAAAAAUGUAUUCCCAGCCAGAUGUGCUUUUGGGUCGUCUUUUCUAGUCCCUCCCAUCCAUCUCUGAGUCCAACAAUGGGGUGUUAUACAGUUACAGUAGAGGGCCUCUAUAGGGCCCAGAGCAUGUGGAGACCUGAGGCAUACAGGACAGUAGGAGGAGCUCUUACAUCCCUGUAAUUCCCCUGAAUCAAUGUCCCAUUACGGAUGUUCAGGCCAGUCUUUUUACCUCCCCAUUGAUUGCUAUUGUUCCAUGCUGUUACAUAUUAGCUGUAAGUCUUUAACCUUAAUCCCUAUUGUCUUGACCCUGGUUUGUAACCAUUGCUUAUGCCAAAGGGCAGAGUAAAAUCUAAGAAUAACCAUUAACCUCUGUCAGAGAAACAGGCGAUAUUUUGGUCUGACAAAGCAUGUUUACACCCCUAAUUGGAUUUCUGUUAACAGAAAACAAGGAACACUACUUUCAUAUAGACUACAUUUUACUGCCACAGUCAAUGUAGAGAUGUGAACGUAUAGUAAAACUGACAGAAAACAAUAUUAUCAUAUUAUUUUUCUCCUUGCAACUCCAAGCUUCUCCACACUUUCCCAUCCCACCAAUAUCCUCUUAUUCCUUCCAUGAUAUUUCCAUGGGAAUUCCUGCUUUUCCCUCUCAUCCAUCUCCUAAGGAGGGCAUUGAUUUCUGUGGGAUGUAAAUAUGCGCUGCAUUGUUUUCUUCUGUAGUUGGUUUGUUGUUGUUUUGGUUUUUAUAUUUUAUUUUUAUGUACUCAGACCUAAAGCGGUUUUGUGGAGACCUGGUCCAAACGCAAAAUAUGGCUCUUUCGUUGAGUAUAUUAUUGUCAGAAAAUGUUUUGUAAAAAUUUUGAUGACGAAAUCUAAAAUAAAUACAUUUAAAGAUUAAAA
This is a messenger RNA of Salvelinus fontinalis (brook trout), 8613 nucleotides long. Its product is annotated as leucine-rich repeat transmembrane neuronal protein 4-like. Gene Ontology annotation, molecular function: protein binding. Lineage: Eukaryota; Metazoa; Chordata; Actinopteri; Salmoniformes; Salmonidae. The record is from RefSeq and is a predicted model, not a curated record. The transcript has 3 exons. Bases 835 to 2703 code for a protein of 622 amino acids.